AUGGCUAGUAAACGAAAAAGAUUAAGUAUGAAAGAAAAAUUGAGAUUCUUGAAUUUCGAGUGUGUAAUACAAAUAUGGGUGUUCGUGCGUUUGCAGACAAGUUUAGUGUUAGUAAAAUACAAAUCGCGAAUAUCAUAUCUAAUAAGGUCGCACUUUACAAAACUUUACAAAAAAAUUAUAGAGAAUGAAUACAUAACACUAGACGAUCAUGUAGAGACUUACGACACCGAUAUCAACAACAGUACGAAUAUGUCCACACUAAAUGAGGGGUAGAAAGCGACGAAGAAAAAGAUGAUACCCAAGAUCAAGAAAAGGAUCUAACUCCACAAAUAGGAAGUCUACAGGAGGCACUGACAGCAGUGCAGGGUGUACGUGAAUACAUUUCUUCUAUCGAUACACAGAAUAUUUCAUUGUUCACCAACGCAGUUAAAUUACAAAAUGCCUUAAUACACGCAAUUACUAUGCAUCGAGCUAACAAAUGCAAACAAGCUAAAGUAACUGAUUUGUUCAAUAAAUGUUAA
Molecule: messenger RNA, 521 nt
Organism: Cinara cedri
Lineage: Eukaryota; Metazoa; Arthropoda; Insecta; Hemiptera; Aphididae
Source: the annotation of a GenBank genome assembly